AUGAGUUUAUGGAGUCUCCUUGCAUCAGCAGUUGGGGCCUUUGCGUUUGACUAUAUUGGCCGUAAAAAGCAAGCCCUCAUAUCUUUAAGUGGAAUGGUAGCAUCAUUCUAUAUAUUGGGUGGAUUAAUAAAAAGAUUUGGUUCUGGUGAAUCCGUGCAUGGGCUGUAUGGAGCGAUUGCAAUGAUGUUCAUAUUCACUGGCUUUUAUGGUUUCACUUUCACUCCAUUGACAAUGGCAUAUCCUGCCGAAAUAAGUCCCAUCCAUUCAAGAGGUUCGGGAAUUUCUCUCUUCGUUGUGAUGAAUUCGUCUUUUGGUUUGUUAUCGAGUUUUGUUCUCCCAAUAGCGAUGAGCAAUAUAGGCUGGAAAUUUUAUUUUAUAAAUGCUUCGUAUGAUGUGUUGUUUCUUCCAGUGAUCUAUUAUUUCUGGGUGGAAACGAAAAAUUUGGACUUUUGCGACAUCGCAGCUAAGUUUGGAGAUUGUGAUAAUGUGGAAUAUGUAUCAGAGGGACAACUGAUCGAAGAAGUCGUAGAAAUAGUGACGAUGAAAACAUAA
This is a messenger RNA of Priceomyces carsonii, 552 nucleotides long. RefSeq lists its product as uncharacterized. Gene Ontology annotation, cellular component: membrane. The transcript has a single exon. The record is from RefSeq and is a predicted model, not a curated record. Gene Ontology annotation, biological process: carbohydrate transport; transmembrane transport. NCBI's taxonomy places the organism in Eukaryota, Fungi, Ascomycota, Pichiomycetes, Serinales, Debaryomycetaceae. The coding region runs from base 1 to 552 and encodes 183 amino acids. Gene Ontology annotation, molecular function: carbohydrate:proton symporter activity.